ACAACAUCCAACAACUAGAGGGGGGAAAAGAAAGAAAGAAAAGAAACCCACCCACCCAUCAAAAAAAAAGAAAAAGAAAAGAAAAAAAAAAUCCUGUGGCGCACCGCCUGGUUCCCGGGAAGACUCGCCAGCACCAGGGGGUGGGGGAGUGCGAGCUGAAAGCUUCUGGAGAGUGAGCAGCCCGAGCAGGGAUGGACAUGAUGCUGUUGGUGCAGGGUGCAUGUUGCUCGAACCAGUGGCUGGCGGCGGUGCUGCUCAGCCUUUGCUGCCUGCUGCCCUCCUGCCUCCCGGCUGGACAGAGUGUGGACUUCCCCUGGGCGGCCGUGGACAACAUGAUGGUCAGAAAAGGGGACACGGCGGUGCUUAGGUGUUAUUUGGAAGAUGGAGGUUCAAAGGGUGCCUGGCUGAACCGGUCAAGUAUUAUUUUUGCUGGAGGUGAUAAGUGGUCAGUGGACCCUCGAGUUUCAAUUUCAACACUGAAUAAAAGGGACUACAGUCUGCAGAUACAGAACGUAGAUGUGACGGAUGAUGGCCCAUACACGUGUUCUGUUCAGACUCAACAUACGCCGAGAACAAUGCAGGUGCAUCUAACUGUGCAAGUUCCUCCGAAGAUAUAUGACAUCUCAAGUGAUAUGACCAUCAAUGAAGGAACCAAUGUCACCCUUAUUUGUUUGGCCACUGGGAAACCAGAGCCUUCCAUUUCUUGGCGGCACAUCUCCCCAUCAGCAAAACCUUUUGAAAAUGGACAGUAUUUGGACAUUUAUGGAAUUACCAGGGACCAGGCUGGAGAAUAUGAAUGCAGUGCAGAAAAUGAUGUGUCAUUCCCAGAUGUGAAGAAAGUAAAAGUUGUCGUAAACUUUGCUCCUACGAUUCAGGAAAUUAAAUCCGGCACCGUGACCACCGGACGCAGUGGGCUGAUAAGAUGUGAAGGUGCAGGUGUGCCGCCUCCGGCCUUUGAAUGGUACAAAGGAGAAAAGAAGCUCUUCAAUGGCCAACAAGGAAUUAUUAUUCAAAAUUUUAGCACAAGAUCCAUUCUCACGGUUACCAAUGUGACACAGGAGCACUUCGGCAACUAUACCUGUGUGGCUGCCAACAAGUUAGGCACAACCAAUGCGAGCCUGCCUCUCAACCCUCCAAGUACAGCCCAAUAUGGAAUUACCGGGAGCGCCGACAUUCUUUUCUCCUGCUGGUCCCUUGUGUUGACACUGUCCUCUUUCACCAGCAUAUUCUACCUGAAGAAUGCCAUUCUGCAAUGAAUCUAAAGACCCAUAAAAGGCUUUUAAGAAUUCUCUGAAAGUGCUGAUGGCUGGAUCCAAUCUGGUACAGUUUGUUAAAAGCAGCGUGGGAUAUAAUCAGCAGUGCUUACAUGGGGAUGAUCGCCUUCUGUAGAAUUGCUCAUUAUGUAAAUACUUUAAUUCUACUCUUUUUCUGAUUAGCUACAUUACCUUGUGAAGCAGUACACAUUGUCCUUUUUUAAGAUGUGAAGGCUCUGAAAUUACUUUUAGAGGAUAUUAAUUGUGAUUUCAUGUUUGUAAUCUACAACUUUUCAAAAGCAUUCAGUCAUGGUCUGCUAGGUUGCAGGCUGUAGUUUACAAAACGAAUAUUGCAGUGAAUAUGUGAUUCUUUAAGGCUGCAAUACAAGCACUCAUUUCCCUGUUUCAACACGAAUCAACCCAUAUUUACAAAGAUGCAUUUUUCUCUUUUGAUAAAAAAGCAAAUAAUAUUGCCUUCAGAUCAUUUCUUCAAGGUAAACACAUAUCUAGAUUUUUCUGCUCGCAUGAUAUUCAGGUUUCAGGAAUGAGCCUUGUAAUAUAACUGGCUGUGCAGCUCUGCUUCUCUUUCCUGUAAGUUCAGCAUGGGUGUGCCUUCAUGACAUAAUAUUUCCCUCUUCGUCUUCAACUAAUAAAGACAUCUUGCCAAACCCUACAAUUGAGAUCAAAAGUAAACUACAAUGAUAAAGUGCACUGUAUCCUAUCUCUAAAGAGCAAAGUACCUAUAGGAUUGAAAAUCCUCUGCAUUAUGAGUGGGGUUUGAGACUCUUCCCCCACAAUAACUCAAUUUUGUGAAGAAAAACAAUUUAACACAGUACAGGUAAAUUUACCAUGUGAUUUCUUUACUUGUAGCUGAAUGUGAGAUCCACUUUGGGAAAUAAUUCCUUUUAAAAUGACAAGUCCAGCAAAGAGAUUGCCUAGCAAUCCAGGAUCUUUUCCUUUUGCUAUUUCCAGGCCAAAAAUUUUAAGACAGUUUUUCAAAAAAGAAAAAAGUCUAAUCAACUGAUGUUACAUGAGUUGUUGAGCACUCCAAAUUAAUUUGGUUCUGUGGCAGGUAAGUUGGUAUGAUAAGGUGCUCCUGAGGACAGGGGCAGUUUGCACAUUUUCCAUCUGAAAACAUCACUCAGUUGUUAAUUUGGAAUACAUGUUAUAUGACUUUUUUUUUUCAAAAAUAUAUUGUAACAAAUAUUUCAUGCUGGUGUGCAGUAGAUAAAUCCCUGAAAUAACUAAUUCUAUAAUAAAAUCUUUCUCUUAGGGCCAUGUCCAUUCAAACAAGUAAGGCCAAAAGAAAAUUACCAUGCCUUAUUUCUUCUUGCAUGGUAUGUAUAAGAUAUGAUAAAAUGAAGACAAGACCAGUGAUGAGAAUAUGUUAAGAUAUAUUGACUAUUAAAUGCUCAUGAAUAUUAAAUUUCUAUAUAAAGAGUGAAAACUACAUUUUUAAAGAAAAGUUCUGUUACUUUAGGAACUAUUAUAUUACAGGAAUAGUUUGAUGGUUUUACUAUUUACUAAAGAAAGACCAUAGCCUUGAAGGUCAUUAUACAAUUUAGACAAAGUUCAUGAUUUCACUAUACUUCCAGAGAUUUCCACAAAUAAUCGAGCCCUUCUGCAAAAACUUACUAAUCAAGUUAGAUACAAGAAAUUUCACAGAAAUUAUACAUAUUUAAGAUACCUAAAAUUUUGCUUGGAAAGAGAUACUGUAACUUGAAAAUUGCAAUUUCUUUCAAGUAAAACUUAAUCCCAAAGCAUACUAUAAAUGUAUUUUAAUUAAAAAAAGGAAUCCUAAAAUGAGGAGGCAUAAAUAUAGAAAUGUUUUCAAAAAAUGGCAAUAAUAUGGCAUGAUGCUAUUAAAUUCACUCACUGUAAUAAUUUAUUACAUUAUUUUGACUGAUAUAUUAAAAUGUUUUUAAUACAUAUGGCAUUUUAACUUUAGUAUCGAUUGCUUUUUAAAAAUAUUCUUUGUGGAAUUUGUGAGUAAAUUAGAAAAUAUUAUUUUGUAUUGCAGCUUUAAAGUGGCACACUCCAUAAUACUCUACUUACUAGAAAUAGUGGUGCUACCACAAAAGUGUUAACCAUCAGUACCAUUGACUGGGAGAAACAGAUCAAGAAUGCAUAUUAUACAGUGACCGCUUUCCUAGAGUUAAAAAUACCUCCUCUUUGUAAGGUUUGUAGGGUAAAUGUGAGGUAAAUUGAGAUAUAAACUAUGGAUGAACCAAAUAAUUAGUUCAAAGUGUUGUCAUGAUUCCGAAUUUGUGGAGUCUGGUGUUAUUACCAUAGAAUGUGACAGAAGUACAGUCAUAGCUCAGUAGCUAUAUGUAUUUGCCUUUAUGUUAGAAGAGACGUUCUUGAGUGACAUUUUUAAAUAGAGGAGGUAUUCACUGUGUUUUUCUGUACCACAGCAGCAUUCCUAGUCCUUAGGCCCCUGGACAGAGUGAAAUCAUGAGUAUUUAUGAGUUCAAUAUUGUUCAAAUAAGGCUACAGUAUUUGCUUUUUUGUGUGAAUGUAUUGCAUAUAAUGUUCAAGUAGAUGAUUUUACAUUUAUGGACAUAUGAAACGUCUGAUUACUUCAUUUUAUCAGUCCUGACUGUACAAGGUUGUUGCAAUUUCAGAAUAGUAGUUUUAUGAAAUUGAUUUAUCUUUUAAUGUAUAAUAAUUUUUUCUAGCUAUUCAUUUCAGCAUUAUAUUUCCACAAGUUACAAUUGUGGAAUUCCUUUUGUUGCCCCUAAAUUGUUUUUCAAAGAAAGAAGAAAGAAAAAUAAGCAAUUCAAAAAGGAGAGGAGAAAGAAAAGAAAAAAGCAGAACAGGGAAGAGGUAAAGAUGGGGGAGAAGGAAAGAUAAAGAAGGGAGGGAGGGAGAGAUGAAGAAUUAGAAAGAGGGAGGGAGGAAGAAAGGAAGGAAGGAGGAAGGAAGGAAAUAAAGAAAAAUGGGGGAGGGAGGGAGGAAGAACUAGAAUAUUAGGGUAGUUAAUUAAUUUGCAUUCUUGGUUUAACUGCAAGUGGUGUAUGUUUUACAGUGAUCCCAUUCAAAACAUAAGUCCUGUUACACCAUGAAGUUCCUAUUAUGCAGCAAUUAUAUAAAGAUAAGUACUACCCAAAUUAUAGUAUUCUGUAUUUGGGAGGACUUUAAAAGAUUUGAGAGAGUGAAUCUCAAACUUAAAGCUAUUUUGGGGGGUUUAAAACAACUGAAAUUUUAAUGCUUCAUCAUAACAUUUAAACUAUAUCUAGAAAGUAGACUGGAGAACUGAGAAAAUCACCCAGAUAAUUCAGGAGAAAAAAAGAUAAAUAUAUAUAUAUAUAACUACCCCAAUGUGUCUACUCAGAAAACUCUGAGAAAUUUAUCAAAGCCAAUCAUCUAUAUUGAUCAAAUUUAUUGAAUUGUUAAUUUAUCCAUUGUGCUUAGCUUUGUGACACAGCCAAAAGUUAUCUAUUUAAUCUUUUCAAUAAAAAUUGUUUUUUGGAAUUCAGAAAUGAUUUAAAAAGAGGUCAGGUUUUUAACUAUUUAUUGAAGUAUGUGGAUGUACAGUAUUUCAAUAGAUAUGAAUAUGAAUAAAUGGUAUGCCUUAAGAUCCUUUGAAUAUGUAUUUACUUUAAAGACUGGAAAAAGCUCUUCCUGUCUUUUAGUAAAACAUCCAUAUUUCAUAAUCUGAUGUAAAAUAUGUUGUACUGUUUCCAAUAGGUGAAUAUAAAGUCAGUUUAUCAAUUAAAACAUGUAUUUGAUUUAUUUUGAAACUCUAUCAGUCGAAGAGAAAAAUGAAGAAGUAAUAGUUUAAAGAUAUUUCUGCUAUUCCCUUUUUUAUUUUGUGUUUCCCCACUGUACCACACUUACACCGUUCAGGUACUCUGCAGCAAUACAAGGUGAAAACAUGGGGCAUCAAAGAACGAAAGGGCGCCAUAUGGUAGCCUUUCUGUUGUUGAUUUCCCAAAGGUUGACAAACUGAACUGCAUCUAGCCUAAAGAAGAAGUUUUCUGGCAAGAUUUUGUUAUUAACUAUUUAGAACUUUUACCUGCUGAAUGCAGCAAAGUUAGUGACAGAAAGUGAUAAUAAAAUCCUCUUGGUUUUAUGGGCAAAGUGUCUGGAAACUCAAAUGCCUAUAGGAUUCACACAGAUAGCAUAAUUUUAUAAGACACCUGGGUAUAAAACAGGGAGCAUAUACUCCACCUCAAAGCAUUCAUACAGUUUUCCUAAAAUCUUUGCUUUCUAAGCAAAAUUUACUUUGUCUGAGAGCUGUUAGAUUGUGAUUUUAAAUCAUUCAUUUGCGAUGGCUCACAUUUGCAGAGCCACCACAAAUGAGUGAUUUAAGCUCUCUUCUCCAAAUCUGUCCAUCUUCGAUUGGUCAACCAAGUAAAAUGAAUGAUGUGGCUUGUAAACAAAUUAGCAAACCAUGAA
This is a messenger RNA of Phyllostomus hastatus (greater spear-nosed bat), 5654 nucleotides long. It is a transcript of the gene NEGR1, whose product is annotated as neuronal growth regulator 1. The record is from RefSeq and is a predicted model, not a curated record. The transcript is spliced from 7 exons. Gene Ontology annotation, cellular component: neuron projection. The coding region runs from base 192 to 1256 and encodes 354 amino acids. NCBI's taxonomy places the organism in Eukaryota, Metazoa, Chordata, Mammalia, Chiroptera, Phyllostomidae.